Molecule: messenger RNA, 300 nt
Organism: Propithecus coquereli (Coquerel's sifaka)
Lineage: Eukaryota; Metazoa; Chordata; Mammalia; Primates; Indriidae
Product: proline-rich receptor-like protein kinase PERK2
Exons: 2
Source: RefSeq, a predicted model, not a curated record
AUGAGCACCAUCUUAACCUCUUCUUCCACUUUUCCCCACCACCACAUCCGACUACCACCACCACCGCCACCAUUGCCAUUAUCUCCACCAUUACUCUCACUACCACCACCAUUACCACUGUCACCACCACCACCAUCACCUCCACCACCAUCACCACCACCACCAUCACCACCAUCACCACCAUCAUCACCAUCACCAUCACCAUCACCACUACCACCAUCACCAACAUCAUCACCACCAUCACCACCAUCACCAUCACUACCAUUACCACCAUCACCACCACCACCACCACCAUCAUCA